AUGUCGCGACUGCUUAAUGUGCUACCGCGGCGGUCGCCAAGGUCGCCUUUCGUCUGCAAACCAUGCCUUGAUCGACUGAGCACCCCAGCCAUCCGUCAGUUCUCAAUCUGCUCCGGCGCAUUCACAAAGACACUCCCGAGACCAGCUGCCACCUCUCCUGCUUCGUCCAAGACCUUUUCCACGACUGCCAUUCAUCUCGCCAAAGGACAUUCGAACCGCGAACUGCUUCCUUCUGCUCCUGCACGAACACGUUUUGCUCCAUCCCCGACCGGCUACCUGCAUCUUGGAUCACUACGCACCGCUCUCUUCAACUAUUUGCUCGCCAAAAGGACCGGAGGCCAAUUCCUGCUCAGGAUAGAAGAUACCGAUCAGGUGAGCGCCAAACCAAUAUGUUCGCAUGACUCAGGUGCUGAUGGGAGAAGANAAAGACUGGUCCCUGAUGCCGAGCAACGGCUAUGCGACGACUUGAAAUGGGCUGGCAUUCAAUGGGACGAGGGUCCCCAGGUUGGCGGUCCCUACGGUCCUUACAAGCAGUCUGAAAGAACUCCGCUGUACCAGAAACAUGCACAGGAACUCGUCGACUCCAAGGCCGCCUUCCGAUGCUUCUGCAGCUCUACCGCUCAAGCUCCCGUCGACGUUGACGCCUCGCUAGUCGGAUCUGCCAUCGGUGGCUGUCAUAGCGAUUGCGCCAGCAUUCCUCUGGAAAAAUCGACUGAAAGAGCACGCUCCGAGAAACACGCCAUCCGCUUCGGCAAACCUGACAAGGCCCCCAGCUGGUCUGAUCUUGUCUAUGGCAAAGUUUCGCUCGAAUCAAAAAAGACGCUACCACAGAGAGCUGCUGUCGAAGGUGUCAUCCUCCUCAAGGGUGACGGAACUCCUACAUACCACCUCGCAAAUGUCAUAGACGAUCACUACAUGAAGAUCACCCAUGUCAUUCGUGGCACUGAGUGGAUGUCCUCAACACCACUACACGCCGCGCUGUACAACGCCUUUGGAUGGACGCCUCCUGCAUUUGCCCAUGUUGGCCUGCUCACCGACAAGGAUCAAGCGAAACUCUCAAAACGCAACUUCGACACUGAUAUUGGAGCUCUCAAGACGAAACAUGGUAUUUUGCCUGAGAGUCUGGCCAACUUCCUUGCCUUGCUGGGCUGGCGCAAUCCUACUCGUGAUGAUGUCUUGGAAAUGAAUAAAUUGGUCGAGCUCUUCGAUUUGAAGUUUACCAAAGGCAACUCCAUUGUUUCGUUCGACAAGUUGUGGUAUCUACAGAAGAACCAUGCAAAGAUAAUCAUUGAAUGUGCCAUGCAAUCCUCAACGUCAGACCCCUCGUUCGAGACCUUAGUCGGCCUGGUUGAGUCAGCUGCUAAGACUGCUUACCCAGGAUCAGAAGCAGGAUCAGGAGAUCUGGAUCUGAAAACACACAUUAUGAACAUCCUCUUCAUCGACUCAAAAACAUACGAGAACCCAAGUUCAUACGUUGAGCGAAAUGCCUACUUCUUCACCAAUCUACCGCCAGUUUCGCCAUCAACCGACACCUCGAUUUCUGCGUCUGACCUCCACGACGCAGCCAUGGAAUCAAUGUCUCAUGUCAACAGCGCCAGUGUUGUACUGACCACAUCUACCAACUAUGCGCAAGUUAAACAACAAUUGGAUAGCGCGGUAGGAGAAUACUCUAGAGUCAUUGGAGAUAUAUGUCAGGCUCGCGCAACGUCAGAUGGACAAGUAGACAAAGAAAGGAUGAAAGAGUGGAGCAAAUCACUUCAUCGUUACUUGCGAGAGAAGCUAUGCUUUGGUCGACCAGGCCCUGGAAGUUCACAGGUCAUGGCUGUGCUUGGAUAUGAUGAAUGCAUGAAGAGACUCAAGAUGUAA
Molecule: messenger RNA, 1866 nt
Organism: Aureobasidium musti
Lineage: Eukaryota; Fungi; Ascomycota; Dothideomycetes; Dothideales; Saccotheciaceae
Source: the annotation of a GenBank genome assembly